Messenger RNA from Symbiodinium sp. CCMP2592, 767 nucleotides. The record is from the annotation of a GenBank genome assembly. Lineage: Eukaryota; Dinophyceae; Suessiales; Symbiodiniaceae.
AUGGGCAACUGCAAUUGCCCAGUGGUGGUUCGACAGCCCCGAGACAAGUUCACCAAGCUCGACAACCUUCAAGAAUGCCACGGCGACCAAAACUCCGAGGGCCCGCUCCACGGGAAGGAGGACUUCGUGAACGAGGUUGCUACGGCGAACUCGGCGGGCAAGCAGCUCCACGUCUGGCCCCCGCGCUCUAGCAGUGGUGACAGUGAUGUGGAGUCGGAGACCGAGGAGCCAAAGCAAAUCCAGCGUCCCCGGCGAGGCGCCGUCUUUGCAGAGCAGAUGCAGAGCACAGGCUACUACAAGGAGCCUUACUGGAACAAGCACGUGGCCUGGGAGAACCAACUUUUUGUGGCCCUGUCGGCCUGUCCAAUCUUCCAGCAGUUCACGGACGUGGAGAUCACCAAGUUCGUCCGAGCGAUGGAGAUCCACUUGCGCUAUGCCGGCGAGCCACUGUGCCAAGAGGGCGAAGCAGGUGAUGGUCUCUUCGUGGUGCUCAUGGGAACGAUCUCUUGCUACAAGGGCAGCCAGCUUUGCACCAUCAAACCCCCGGGCUCGCUCAUCGACGAGGCUUCUGUGCUGUAUAGCUACCCAAGGCACUACUUCAUGAAGGCCCAGGGCGAGUGUGUGAUGGCCAAGCUUUGCCGCAAAGAUUAUGUGGACCUUGGCACGCGCUUCCAGUUCUACGCGCGGGAGAAGUACAAGAGCCUCCUGAUGGAAACCAAAGUGCCGCUCUCCCAGGAUUUUGGAGAGCCCAAGUGCAAGAAAGAGCU